Molecule: messenger RNA, 582 nt
Organism: Dibothriocephalus latus
Lineage: Eukaryota; Metazoa; Platyhelminthes; Cestoda; Diphyllobothriidea; Diphyllobothriidae
Source: the annotation of a GenBank genome assembly
AUGCGAACCAAACGCGUUUCCAUGGACUUUAGGCACCUUGUCACCAACCACGCACAUGCCGAGGCCAAUAGAAACAGCAAGCGGAAGCCUGUCUUUUCCACGACCUGCGGCGACGAGUCUGUUGGCAGUGCUGACUGUGAGCACAGGAGCCGCCUCCUGCAGGCCAGCAAAUUGGACUCCAGAGACGGCGCACCACCUGCCUUCAUUUACAAUUUACCCCUGCAACCCGUCAAGCUGUCCAAUCCUGCUGCACUAAAUGCUAUCCCGGUGAAACUGCCCAAAUGUUCCGUCCACGCCGGGAUGCAGGGUGUAUCAAUGACCCUGGAUAGGAUCCCCAGGUCCGUGGAGCGCCGUCGAAUGGCCCUGCCGGCACAGCUUUCACCUCUGGUGCAAAGUGGGGAUGUGUUAGCAACUAUUACCACCAAUAGCAGUAUUGCCGCUGAUACUCAGACAACUACUUUUGAUGUUCGACGCACACGUCAUCCCAUGUGGCCUAUCUACGAAGUCAUGAGCAGUCAUGUGCUGUCGACUCCAGUGACUACAGCCAAUUCUGCGGAAGUCUUCACAACGGACGUGGUUUAG